Phytophthora sojae is the source of this 5429-nucleotide messenger RNA. Its product is annotated as putative glycosyl hydrolase family 6 protein. Lineage: Eukaryota; Oomycota; Peronosporomycetes; Peronosporales; Peronosporaceae. Bases 1413 to 2810 code for a protein of 465 amino acids. Gene Ontology annotation, biological process: cellulose catabolic process. Gene Ontology annotation, molecular function: hydrolase activity, hydrolyzing O-glycosyl compounds. The transcript has a single exon. The record is from RefSeq and is a predicted model, not a curated record.
AUCAGGAACCCAGACCUCGACGGGCAGCUCCGCAGUCCAGCAGGCCUCCUCUGUCGCUCAGGACUAUGACAGUACCGGACAAUCAGCUGCAGCUGGCACUGUCGCCCCGGCCGAUACCAGCUCGUCUCAGAGCACUACGACGGCCCCCGUGAGCACGACCGCAACUCCGACUGCAACCACUGCGACCCCAACCACGACGCCGACUGCGACCAGCUCAACCUCUACGAGCACUGCGCAGUCCAGCGCCGCGUGCAAGGCGAAGAAGCGUCUGCGCAAGCUGUAGAUGAAGGGCUCGGCGUGUUUGUGUAAGGUGUUCUCAAGCUCCCCGAGGCCAUGUUGUCAAGUCCGGCCGCCCAGGUCCCCUUUGUUAGGUCUCAUUGCAAACGUAGAUUCAUUGGAACUUCACUAAAUUCAUAAAUAAAAGUAGCGUUCGUGCAUUGUUGUGAACUUGUACGUGUGCGCUUCCAGUUCGCUCUAGCUGCGAUACGGUGGGCAGACCCAGCGAGCCAUAAAAACCUGGAUAUCUGCAAUACCUCUCAUUUACAUAGGCGACGUUGCACUGACACAAUCAGACACCGAGCGAGACGAAGCAUGUGUGGAUCUAUUAUACAUGUUGAAGUUGUCUCCAAGGUCUUUGUGGUCUCAUCUUGGUGAGCUUCGUGCAGAUAAGGAGGAGCCGGAAGCGGCAGCAGACCACUGCGUGAACCGAUUCAAGGAGAGACCGAAUCCUUUUCCUAGCGCCUAGGCAUCUGGCAAAGCCGCGGCGUGCAGCCCGUGACCAUGACGAGCUCGGGCGUGCCUGCCUCAACUCUGAAGUUCAGGAGUGAAGUUACGACCAUCUGGUUCCGACGACUGUCUAGUCACCCCGCGAGAAACGGUCUCGAAAUCCGGGGUGCGUCCAGUCACUCAAAUGAAAGAGGAAGCCCUUGUGGCGCGUCGAACUCGACGGGCGGCGAGCGCGAAACAUUCGAGGAUCCGUCAAGUUUCACCGGCGCUCGAGCGCACCAUCGCGUGCGUGGCAGAACAACUUUCGCGUUUCGGCAGGUUCCGCUUGAGCAGCUGGCGCACGAACAAUGAAAGCCUCAACUCAACUCAAGCUCACACGCAUGGUCUUAGGUAGCAGGGCAACGCGUCCUCGUAGCGCGCUUAUUAGGGCUGCGGUCGAAGUUCGGACAACCAAGAGCUGCACUUGACACUUUGCCCCCAGAAACGACCACUAUCACCGAGAGCCACCAGCGGUGGAGGCUCGAACCAACGCUACACUCAGCGGCCGAUCACUCAGCGUACCAUCGUCUUGCUAAUUAGUUGCGCGCCGCCCUGGUCUGUGGCCCGCGCACCAAUGUUUCAUUCUGCAAUUUGCCAAGCACCACACCAAACCGUAUCCAGCAACGCGUGAGUGAGGCUGCAGCACGAUGCUCCGCAAGAUCCUGCACUCGCGUCUAGUGGUCGCCGCCGUGUCCUGCGUGGCGCUCGCCUUGUCGUCCUCCAUUGCCGCUGCUGAAGACCUCUGCUCCAUCGUGCCAGCGUCGUACACGGGGGCCAAGUCGGACCACCCGGAGCUCACGACGGCUAUCGAGACGCUGGAAAAGUACGCCAUCGCGUCGUGGUACACGGAUCGCAUGAGCAGCCAAGAGCGCUCGGACAUGGUGUCGGGGCUGCUGAGCCAGUGCUCCGAGGACACGCGCCUCAGCAUCGUGGUCUACGGCAUCCCCAACAAGGACUGCGCAGCUGGGCUGUCGUCGGGAGGAAGCGUGACCAGCACGAGCGACUACCAAGCCUUCCUCAAGGAGCUCACGGACGGCGUCGGCGACCGCAAGGUGCUGUACGUCGUGGAGCCGGACGCACUGGGUCUCCUCACGCAAGACGGAGGCUGCGGCGCGUCGGCGGGGUACCUCGACAACCUCAAGAUUGCGGUGGCAGCGCUGUCCGCGAACGCCAACGCCGAGCUGUACGUGGACGUCGGCUACUGGAUGCUCGCGUACGGAGACAGCGCCAGCAAGGUCGCUACCGUGAUGAAGGAGCUCGGCAGCUCCGGCCGCGUCAAGGGCGUGACCAUCAACACGUCCAACUACCGCUCCACCGACGAGUGCGCCGGGUACUGCACCAACUUCCAGUCGGCCAUGGGCUCGAGCGACAUGAGGUGCAUUGUCGACACGUCUCGCAACUACAACGGCUCCCCCAACAGCGACUGGUGCAACGUCCCCACCGCUGGUGUUGGCAAGCCGCCGACAUCCGAGACGGGCGUGUCGAACCUGGACUACUUCAUGUGGAUCAAGCCGCCUGGAGAGAGCGACGGCGAGUGCGCGACGGGUGGCACUGCGGCGGGCUCGUUCUACCUCGAGGGCUUCACGUCAUUGUGGGACCAAGGCUACUUUGUGGCGGAGCAGGGCAUGCCCAAGAUCGGCGACAGCUCCAGUACUUACACGCAGUCGCCUGCGACGACAGCUCCUGCCAGUGGCUCGAGCAACGCUGGCCAGACAACUUCGACAGCGACAACCGCUCCGAGCGGCGGCAGCUCGAGCUGGAGUCAGGAAACCACUGUCGGAACCGUUGCCCCGGCCGACACGACGCAGACCGAGGCCCCCGCCGCCACGACAGCCACCCCUUACACCGCCACCACGACUACGGUCACUACCAGCCCAUCCACAACGGCACCCGUGUCGGGAACUGCAUCGCCAUCGACGACCGUUUCGCCUGUCACGACGACCACGGCACCGACCGCAGAGACUGCAUCUACUACCACCCAGCAGUCCAAUGCUACGCAGAGGCGCACCGCCUGCAAGGCCAAGAAGCGCCUGCGCUCGCUGUAAUCGAUGUGGGGUGUAUGUUACACUUGUCUAAGUUAGCUCAAGUUAUGUAGAUUGCUGCCAAGUCGCUCUGCACCGCAGGAAGGUGCUUACCGCUACAGACUCAUGUUUCGUACGUGUGAUUAAUAGAUGUCCGUAAGAGACUUUGUUCCAGCCGGCUACUUUUCACGUUGCUGUUAUCCCACCCCAAAAUGGAAAUGACCCCCUCCCCCCGCCGCCGCACACACCCCCCCACCACCACAACGAAGGCAGAUCCCAUUGCUGCCACCGCGCUGCUUGCGUCAGCUCAAUCUGGUGACGAAUCAAUAUGCCUUUCAGUGUACAAACUCAAGAACGUCGGCAAAGUCAAACAGGAAUACGUCACGGUUUUCUGCUUACGGAAUUAUCACUAACUUAGCCGAGCGGCGCGGGAUAUGAUUCAUUGCCUGUGCACCGCCCAUUAGUGAAAACUCCUCGUUUCGCAGAAGCCUCCUACCCCAUAUUCACCAUGUCGGCGAUCCCCGCGACGUUCAAGGCCUACCAGUACGAAAGCUUCGGACAAGAUCCGCUCAAGGAGAUCAAGCUCAACCCCAAGGCCGAACAGAAGCCGCUUCGUCCUGGCGAGGUGCGCGUCAAGGUCUUCAGCGCCGCCUUGAACCCGAUCGACUACAAGAUGAUCGCAUACGGCCCCGCUCUCGUGUCCACGCGCCCGACGCCCGAGAACCCGUUCCGUCUGGGCUUCGAUCUGGCCGGCAAGGUCGUGGAGCUCGGCGGCGACGUCAAGGACUACGUCGUCGGCGACGAGGUGUACGCCAUGCCGUGGCUUGACGCGAUCGGCAGCUUCGGAGAGUAUAUCAACGUGGACACCAAGUUCCUGGCGCACAAGCCAACCAACAUGUCGUGGAACGAGGCUGCGGGCGUGGCCAAACGAGCUGGCAGGCCAUUCAUACGUACGGCAAGCUGCAAAAGGGCCAGCGCGUGCUCAUCGUCGGCGGCAGCAGUGGCACGGGCUCGUUUGCCAUCCAAAUCGCAAAGGUUGUUGGCGCGGAGGUGAUCGCUACGUGCAGUGAGCGCAACGUGGAGCUGGUGAAGUCGCUCGAUGCCGACCGUGUCAUCGACUACACCAAGGAGAAGUGGAGCGAGGUGCUGGAGGCGCAUUCUGUUGACCUCAUCUACGACUGCGACUUCGAGGCCGGCUCGUGGAACGUCGAGGCUCAGAAAGUAUUGAAAGAGCAGACCGGCAUCUUCGUGACCAUCGGCGUGAUCGACAAGCCCGUGGACUCGCCCAUUGGGGCUACGCAGCACCAGAUCUUCAACGCGCCCUGCGCUGCGUUCUUGCUGGAGCUGAAGGAAUUGGCCGAGGCGGGCCAGCUCAAGACCAUCAUCGACUCGGUGCAUCCGCUGGAAAACGUCAUAAUCUGUUUAUCCCACCGGGCGAAGGGCAAGAUCGGCCAAGGAGUAAACGCUAGGGUGUACACUCGAUGGUAUACACUCACGGCUUUGGAAGACGAACGAUGAUUCGAAUGCCUGUAGCGCACGGUAAGCCCUACGAAUCCUUCCUGUGUCAAGCCCAAUGCAUUGCAUCAUGCAUGGCUCUGCAUUUAUACGAGUACAGUGUAGUAAAUCUCAACGCAAGGUAAUGUAACGAAAAGCCUUGCAUUAAUCAUGCCUUUCAUCAGUUUAAUCCUUAGUGGUCCUCGUGUAGCCGGCAUGAGCACUUCACGCUUUGGCACACACACCUCGCUAAUAUCUGCUACUGCUGCCUCUCAACAGCAAUACACUCAGUGCUUCCCACCCGUCUACUCCUUGGCCACCUCGAUGAUGAUCUUGCCCUUGGCGCGGUGCGACAUACAGAUCUUCAUGGCCUCCACCAGGUUCUCCAGCGGGUGCACCGAGUCGAUCACCGUCUUGACGUGGCCGGCCUCGAUGAGCUUCUUGAGCUCCAGCAGGUACUCGGUGCACGGCGCGUUGAAGAUCUGGUGCUGCGUGGCGCCGAUGGGCGACUCGAUGGGCUUGUCGAUCACGCCGAUGGUCACGAAGAUGCCGGUCUGCUCCUUGAGCACCUUCUGCGCGGCGUCGUUCCACGACUGGGACUCGACGCCGCAGUCGUAGACCAAGUCGACCGAGUGCUCGGCCAGCACGUCGCUCCACUUGUCGCUCGUGUAGUCGAUGACCUGGUCGGCGCCCAGCGACUUGACCAGCUCCACGUUGCGGUGGCUGCACGUGGCGAUCACCUCGGCGCCCAGCGCCUUGGCGAUCUGGAUGGCGAACAGACCCGUGCGGCUGCUGCCGCCCAGGACGAGCACGCGCUGACCCUUCUGCAGCUUGCCGUACGUGACGAGCGCCUGCCAGCUCGUCUGGCCGGCCAGCGGCACGCCGGCCGCCUCGUUGAACGUCAUGUUACUGGGCUUGUGCGCCACGCGCUUCGUGUCCACGUUCAGAUACUCGGCGAAGGUGCCCGUGGCGUCGAACCACGGCAUGGCGUACACCUAGUCUCCGACCGCGUAGUCCUUGACGUCGCUGCCGACCUCGACCACCUUGCCGGCCAGGUCGUGGCCCACGCGGUACGGGUUCUCGGGCGACGCCAUGGUGGACAGGAUCAUGGACGCGUAGAGACCGAUCUUGUAGUCGAUGGGGUUGAGC